Acanthaster planci (crown-of-thorns starfish) is the source of this 5419-nucleotide messenger RNA. RefSeq names its product charged multivesicular body protein 6 (gene chmp6). NCBI's taxonomy places the organism in Eukaryota, Metazoa, Echinodermata, Asteroidea, Valvatida, Acanthasteridae. Gene Ontology annotation, biological process: vesicle budding from membrane; late endosome to vacuole transport via multivesicular body sorting pathway. The record is from RefSeq and is a predicted model, not a curated record. Gene Ontology annotation, cellular component: ESCRT III complex; multivesicular body.
ACUGACUACUUUUCUGCUGCACCAUCGUUGAUCGGUAAACUUAGUUGUAACUUGUACACAAACAGGAAGCACGUCGCGGUAAAGUGUACAGAUUUGUUGUUGGCCUCUCUGAUGCAUCAUGGGUAAUCUCUUCGGGAAGAAGAAGAGCCGAGUCACAGAGCAAGACAAGGCAGUUCUGCAACUGAAGGAACAAAGAGAUAAGUUGAAGCAAUACCAAAGGAAGAUUGAAGCGAAUUUGGCCCGUGAAAGAGAGGUCGCCAAGACGCUACUACGCGAUGGAAAGAAGGAGAAAGCUAAGCUUUUGCUCAAGAAGAAACGAUAUCAGGAGCAGGUGCUGACCAAGACCGACAACCAGCUAAGCAAUCUGGAGCACCUGGUCCAGGAGAUCGAGUUUGCCCAGAUUGAGGCACGGGUUGUGGAAGGACUCAAGACGGGCAACGAGUGCCUCAAGAAGAUGCACCAGAUGAUGUCACUAGAAGACGUUGAGCGAAUCAUGGAAGAAACACAAGAGGGCAUUGAGUAUCAGAGAGAAAUUGACGAGCUCUUAGCGGGUGGUUUGACCGAGGAUGAUGAGGCAGCCGUUCUGGAGGAGCUAGCACAGCUAACAGGAGUGCAGGAGGCAGGACCCCAGAUUGAUCAACUACCAGACGUGCCGACUGACAAACUUCCCGAUAUUGAAGACGAGAAGAGGAGGAAAGAAAGAACGGAAGAACGGGAGAUGGUUCUUGCCUCCUGAGAAGCUUCACCGUGCAGGGCUAAGUAUUACACUACCCUGGAGCAUUUUGUGACAAAGAAGCACAAGUGCAUUAGGUGUACAUAAAAAUUGUAGAAGCAGCAAAGCAUUGUGGGUUUUUUUCUGCCUGAUCCCUUGACAGAGUUUCAUUCACUGUGCACAGGGAAGAGUUGUUCCUUGGUCAAUCAUGCAAAGUAUUCGCAAUGCUGUCCAAUGAGAAAUGAAAGAAAUUAGUGGGUACUGGGAUGGGUAUACUCAUGGAACCUGGAUUUUUCAAGGGGGAGGAGGUAGCUGAGGUGUUGAAUUCAACAUUCUUGAAGACCAGAGAAGUGUUUGGAAUUUGCGAAGGGUAGGACACUGCAAAAUCAAUGAUUUUCUUAAGCAGCCAGCUCACCAUCCAGACUGAAUGAGUGCAGAAUGGGACUGACGGGAUGAUUGAUAAACAUAAUUUUUAUGCUUGACGUUGAACACGGAGUACGAGUUGAAAAUUAAUAGUGCUGAGAAUAGACUGCAAAUUCGUCAAAGCAAUCAGUCACUACAGGAAGAAAGUCUUUAACCCUCCAAGCUUUGCUGUCGUGAUAGAGAUGAAACAAAGAUGGACAUAGGGCUCUAUCACUGACCCCGGGGUCAUGAAACACAUCUGCCAUUGUGAUCUACGCAUAGACCACAACAACAUGCACUGUCUUCAGAUGGUAGGCAGGCCUUCACUGCUUAAAUGAAUGGCAAAAAUACAAGAAAAAUGUGGAGCCAACUGGGCAUGGCACCUAUGAUGCACUUCGCCAGGCAAUCGAGAAUGCAUUGCAAUAUUACAUGAAAUUAAACCUGUCUACUGUACAACAUUUGGCAUACCGUUGCUAACCAAGCACUUGCGCUUACUGCAGUAGUUACCAAUCUUAGGAACCGUGUGAUCACAUGGUACUCAGAUGUCAUGUGAUCAGACCCCGUUUGAAUGCAAAUUAACAAAACUAAGGUCUUUUUCAUCAGAAGAAAAUCAUAACGGGAUAGAUUUCACUUGUGUACGUAAUUGUUUUUAUUAACAAUUUACAGGGGAAAAACAGAUGAAAAUGAGAGUAUGUCACAAGAGCAGUAGUCAUCAACUAUUUUUCAGCAAUCUGGCAUAGCAGGACCCAAGUGCAUUUGAAAAGAUACAAGUAAAUGUAAAAUUUUCGUUGACCUGCAAGUCAUCAGCAACAUCAUGAUUUCAACCCAUGUGACAAAACUCAAAAUCCAAGUGUUUGACGAGUUAAAUUUAAGAGCUCUGACAACCAUAUUUAUAUAUAGCUAUGAGACCUUGAGUAGUUGCUUGGCAAUACCCUUUCCACCAAAAAUCAUUUACUUGCAAAUAAAUUCAGAAGUGGUUUAUAUUAACAUUGUGUAUAUAAUAUAUCUCUGUACAAAUUACUAUUUUGAAAAUAUUAUUGGCAGAAGUAUCCAUUCUAACCGAUGUAGACCCAGUAUUUUUUGAAAAAUGUUAAAUUGUGUUUUAAACACUUGGUGGACGUAAUUCCGGGAUUCAUAGAAAGAGUGUGUCAUUAAGCAUUUGUCCUGAUGAGGUUACAUGUACUUCCAAGGUGAACUUUGCUUCAUUUUUUCAUGAACACUUCCACACGGAAACAAUCAAUGCAAAAAAAUGUAGACCGCAAAUUUGGGUUUAGAAGACGAGACUUUCGUCAGCAUGUCUUGAACAAUUUGUACAACAUACAAAAUGCGGGGCUUAAAACUUAUUGCAUUAUAAAAAUAGAAUAAAUCCGCAUUAACGACAAAUGCAGUUCUUCACCUAAUAUACAAAGACGAAGUCACAAAGCUGAAACCAAUAUCACUAUUAAACAUCAAGAAACACUGAUUUCUACUGUCUGACCUCUUUCCACAAAACCCAAAGUCAGGUUUGAUUUGUACAAAGAUCUUGCUUAGAAAAACCAUUGGUGGACGUACAUGUAAUUCUGGAAUUCAUAGAAAAAGUGUCAUUAAGUAUUUGUCCUGAUGAGGUAACAUGUACCUCAACGGUUAAUUUUCCUUCAUUUUUCCAUGAACACUUCCACACAAAAACAUAAGUUUGUUCAAAAGACCUCCAUCAAUACGAAACAACUUUUUUCACAGCAAAACAUCCUACUUGAAUAGAAAACUUUUUAAAAAAAGGUGAAUCUUUACCACCAGUGCUGACAAAGACAGUUGUUCACAUUGCCAAAAACGGACUGUCAAACCUUUCCCAUGAUGCAUUGCAGCUAAAGCAGCCUUGAUGCAUCCUACAUGUAUGUGCCUGUUGGGCAUUGUAAACUGCGCAAUCUGGCAAAGCAAUAAUCUGCUUUUAGCAACCAACAUGGAAAGCUAAUUAAUAGCAAGUCAUACUGUAAUAUGUUUAGGUGUUUUUCGUUGCACCCUUAAAAACCAUUUACAAUAAACCUAAACCAGGAACUCGUAUAUAUACAUGAAUGCACACUGUAAACUCGUCAAUAGUCUUUAGAUGUAUUCCAUGUUUGUGGUACUUGUAGUGGUUUUAAAAGUCAUAAGCUAAUGUGAAGUAUUCCAAACUAUGUUGCAUGCUGUAACCAAAAACACAUGAAAACUUCUCUCAGAUGACAAAUGCUAAGAAAAUGUCGUUUGUUUCUGUUGAAAUGGUAGCAUUUGGUUCCCUGUAUGACUAAUUGGGGGGGGCAUUGCGUGUAGCAUUUUAUGCAUACUAAUGUGUCUUACAUCUAGGGCAGGACACACUUAGCACUUGCAAAGUUAAGCACACGCUUAGUUUUGCCAAUGCAGGUUUGAAUAAUGAGCAUCCAGGGAAAUGCUCCCAAAAAGUUUGAAUUGACAAACAUUCCAGGGUUUGAUUAUUAGAAGGAUAUGAAUCACUGUUUGAUGUGGCAGGAUUUGAGUCUUUUUUAAUUUUGGGAAAAUCAAGAUGUAUACUCAAUCUCGGAAUUUUUUAAGAACAUGUACAAAACCAUGCGUACUUCCUGUUUUUGUGGUUUUUUUCAAUAAAUGAAAAAUAUGCAGACUGCAAAUUUGGGUUUAGAAGACGAAACUUUCGUCAGCAUGUCUUGAACAAUUUGUACAACAUAUCAAAUGCAGGGCCUGAAACUUAUUGCAUUAUAAAAAUAGAAUAAAUCUGCAUUAACAACAAAUGCAGUUCUUCACCUAAUAUACAAAGACAUUAUAAAGUCACAAAGCUGAAACCAAUAUCACUAUUAAAAAUCAAGAAACACUGAUUUCUACUGUCUGACCCCUUUCCACAAAACCCAAAGUUAGGUCUAAUUUGUACACAAAUCUUACUUUGAAAACCCAUGGAGCUCUUAAAAACCCAGCUCUAUGGCUGAAAUGAAAUUUACAGCUCUCCCCAUGCUAUGAGCCACAAAGCUUGGUUUCCCCAUGAUCCACAUCCCUAACAGAUUUUUUUUGUGUAUUUAUAUGAGAGUAGAGUCCGAUUUCCUGCCUGAUCAACUGAUCAGGUGCAUUUCUGCACAACUGACCGAUAGCACAAAUUCAUCAUUUAUGAUGCUCAUCACAGAAUUAUCUAUGUGAUGGAAUGUUGACAACAACAUUUACUCGAAACAUUUUUGAAUUUGCGGUCUGUGGAAACAAGUCAAAUAUGGUUAAGAUUUAGUAAGCGCCAAGACAAAAAUAAUAUGCCUUUCGGAAAAAAGAGCCAUUACGUAAUCAACAUUUUUUGUUUUGCUUUUAUUGGGUAAUUUGUACACUUUCUCUGUGGGCUCUGUAAUAAAGACACAACGAGUGUGAACAUUUUGGUCGCACCUUUGUUUGUUUUGACUUUCUCAUCUGUGAUUUUGUUGAUAUGUUCAGCCGUUUGUCAUUUUCACCAUGUUGGACAAGGAGUUGCAGCUCUCAUAAAAGUGUGAAAUAAACUUUUCCAUCAAAACUGGGCGUAAAAGACAGGGUUUGCAAAUGUAGUUUCACAACAUAUUUUGAGUAAUUCACAAAUCUGUAUGGUAGAUUUACGGUUGUAAGUUGGUUGCAGGUGCCAGACUACUACACGACUGCAGGUAGUAUACAUGUUUUCGUUACUCUGGGGAACAGAACACAAAGGGAAUAAAAGAUGUUGCCUUGUCCUCGGUGGUAUUAUACUGUAGGAGCCAUAGCAAACACAUAGCUUUCUCAUAAAUGGUAUCAGCUCUGAGCGAAACAAAACGGGGGUUUUUAACUCACUGCAUAGGCGCACCACGACAUGUGCAAGUAUAUGCGAGGAGCACGCUAAGUAACUAAUUUACUCCGACAUGUAUGGUCUUUGCGUACAUGCCAAACGUGUGCAAGAACCUGCUUGUAACCACCUGUCUUUCUUUUGGCCGAUUGGGGGCGCACUUCAGCCCGGGGCGGACAUUAAAACAAGACCAUGAUUAGGCCUUCCCCGUGUUAAAGAGGACAGUUGCUUUUGCAAGCAAAGCCAAAACCACACUGGGGGACAAAAUUGGUCCUCAACAUUUUUGGUCCCCAUGUGAGAAGGUGCACCGCUACCAAACAUCAGUCUCGUGCAGGGUCAACAUACCACUUACAUGGGUACGAAAUAGUUGAUUUUCAUCGGAAUGUGCACAAACCAUAGGGACAUCUAUGUACAUGUAGGUGCGCACACUGAGGCUCAAACUAGUCGAUGGAGGUUGAGCACGAGUGCAGCCAUCAAGCGGCUGUAGGCAAAGGACGGGCGUUGUGGCAAAUAUUUUUGAGCAACACUGUCUCGAAAUU